Molecule: messenger RNA, 2452 nt
Organism: Solea solea (common sole)
Lineage: Eukaryota; Metazoa; Chordata; Actinopteri; Pleuronectiformes; Soleidae
Gene: taf6
Product: TAF6 RNA polymerase II, TATA box binding protein (TBP)-associated factor
Exons: 15
Coding region: 222-2168 (648 amino acids)
Biological process (GO): RNA polymerase II preinitiation complex assembly; transcription initiation at RNA polymerase II promoter
Cellular component (GO): SLIK (SAGA-like) complex; transcription factor TFIID complex; SAGA complex
Molecular function (GO): RNA polymerase II general transcription initiation factor activity; protein heterodimerization activity; transcription coactivator activity
Source: RefSeq, a predicted model, not a curated record
CCGGAACGCGAUUCAAAAUGGCGACGCAAUACAAGCGGUAAUUCACGUACGGUCCCAGCUGCUGUGCAUGAAUUAGUUACUUAUAUCGCCCAAGAAAUGGAUAUACGUAGAGAACCAUCAGCCGUACGGAAUAAUUAUUUUUGCAAAUCUUAUCACUGAGUGUUUUUAUUCGUGUAAGUUCCCGCUUGAACUCAAAAAGGAGAGGACAACUUCGCACAGCCAUGGCAGAGGAGCGGCGGCAGAAGCAAUGUUCGGUCGUCGUGCCCACGGAGUCCAUGAAGGCCAUAGCAGAGUCUGUUGGAGUGGGUCAGUUACAGGAGGAGAGCUGUGUAGCAUUGAGUGAAGAGGUCAGCUACAGAAUAAAAGAAAUUGCACAGGAUGCUCUCAAAUUUAUGCAUCAUGGGAAGAGACGUAAACUAACCACCAGUGACAUAGAUAAUGCUCUCAAGCUAAAAAAUGUUGAGCCGCUGUUUGGGUUCCAGUCGCAAGAGUUUAUUCCUUUUCGCUUUGCAAGCGGGGGUGGAAGAGAGCUUCACUUUUAUGAGGAAAGGGAAGUCGAUCUUAGUGACAUUAUAAACACACCACUUCCCAGAGUUCCAUUAGAUGUGUCUCUAAAAGCCCACUGGUUAAGCAUUGAGGGGGUGGAGCCUUCUAUUCCAGAAAAUCCACCACCAGCAACAAAAGAGCAGCAAAAGGUUGAAUCUACAGAGCCUCUUAAAGUUGUCAAACCUGGCCAAGAGGACGAAGCUACAAUUCAGGGCAAGAGUCAGGGGGCGACAGCCGCAGAUGGCAAAGGAAAGGAGAAGGGUCUAAUAAGGUUGAAGCCACGCAGCACUCAUGAACUGUCUGUGGAACAGCAGCUCUACUACAAGGAGAUCACAGAAGCAUGUGUCGGCUCAUGUGAAGCUAAGAGAGCUGAAGCUCUGCAGAGUAUUGCUACAGAUCCUGGACUGUAUCAGAUGCUUCCAAGAUUCAGCACAUUUAUUUCUGAAGGGGUUCGUGUGAAUGUGGUACAGAACAACUUGGCACUGCUGAUUUAUCUAAUGAGGAUGGUCAAAGCUCUAAUGGACAAUCCCACCCUUUAUUUGGAGAAAUAUCUGCAUGAGCUCAUCCCAGCUGUGGUGACAUGCAUUGUGAGUAAGCAGCUCUGUUUGCGACCGGAUGUUGACAACCACUGGGCUUUACGAGACUUCGCUGCUCGCCUCAUGGCCCAAAGUUGUAAAACAUUCAGUACUACAACCAACAACAUCCAGUCCCGUAUUACCAAGACUUUGACUAAGAGUUGGUUGGAUGAGAAAACCCAGUGGACGACACGUUAUGGCUGCAUCGCGGGACUUGCAGAAUUGGGACCUGAUGUGAUUAAGACUUUGAUCCUUCCUCGGCUUACUAUAGAGGGCGCUCGCAUUAAAGCAGUGAUGGAAGGACCGGUCGUCUCCAACAUUGAUAAGAUAGGAGCCGAUCAUGUUCAAAGCCUCUUACUGAAACACUGUGCAAGUGUCAUUGCCAAGAUUCGACCCCAGCCUGACAAUGUGGAGCAGUAUCGGACGGACUACGGUUACCUUGGACCUAUGCUUUGUUCCCAUGUAAUGAAAGCAAGGACCCAAGCAGCACUGCAAGCCCAACAAGUCAACAGAACCACAUUAACAAUCACUCAGCCUCGUCCCACUCUCUCCGUCUCACAAAGUGGGCUCAGUGGGUCGGGGCCUCGCACUCCCAGCAUCAUUAAGGUUCCAAGCUCCCUCACUCUGAUGUCCCCUCGACCAGGGACCCCAUCACAACCAUCUCCUCCGGCAACUAAGUACAUCGUCAUGGCAACCAGUGCAGGAGCCGCCUCAACUCAACAGGUAAUCACCCUCAGCUCUUCCCAGUCGGCAUCAUCAGUAACUAGCACGGUUCCCAGCGCCUCUUCCAACUUACAGCCUUUGGUAAAACUGGAGUCUGGCAGUGGCCCUGGACUAACCCUAACCCAGUCUGGCAGUGGCCCUGGACUGACCGCGUCACGACCUCUGCAGAAAUACAUAGUAGUAUCACUGCCCUCAUCUGCCUCAUCCUCUUUGGAGCCUAAGAGCUCCGUGCUCCCAACCUCAAUUUCCUCCACCCAGCUCGAUACAGGUAUGAAGAUGGAACGGUCCGAGUCUCCUGGAGCAAGUACACAGUCGCCACACUGAGACUGGUGUAUGUAGUGGAGAUUUUUUUUAUCAUGUUGGUGCAGAUGAACAUUCAAUGAUCAUUGUUUGGGCUGAACUUUUUAAAGGGUUAAACUCUGGAGUGGUAUGAAGCAAGAGUUUCUGAACUUUUGACUGAUGAAGAACAAAUGUGACCAGAUUUUUGUAAAUAUGUUCGUGCCCAAUGAGAACUGAAGUCUGUCUGUGAGAUCUGUAAUGUUUCAGCUUAUAUUCUAAUUGAUUUCAUGUUCUUUUUUUACUCUAAAAUAAAUCAGAUUUUGUAUUAA